Messenger RNA from Strongylocentrotus purpuratus (purple sea urchin), 1761 nucleotides. Its product is annotated as ketimine reductase mu-crystallin. Gene Ontology annotation, cellular component: cytoplasm. The transcript has 9 exons. The record is from RefSeq and is a predicted model, not a curated record. Bases 343 to 1305 code for a protein of 320 amino acids. NCBI's taxonomy places the organism in Eukaryota, Metazoa, Echinodermata, Echinoidea, Camarodonta, Strongylocentrotidae. Gene Ontology annotation, molecular function: hormone binding.
GAUAAAUUCGACAAGAAUCUUGUCUACUGGCUAUACUGCUCUACUGCAAUGUGUGCAUGCAUGCAUGUCAGAUGCUAUUGAAUUUGUAAACGUAUAAGCCUACCAAAGGCAAAAAGUACAUUAGUUUGAAGUUCGACGGUAGACAACCAGACGCCAUUUUGAUUGCACGAAUUACGGUUAGAUAUUGAUGGAUUGUUCUUCUUCGGUCAACGUUUACAUUUUCGAAAGAGUGUCUACGUGGUCAGCUUUCUGUGAGAAUUUACAUCGCAAAGGUCAGAAUAGCAGCUUAUAUACGUGAAUUGAAUUUUGAAUGGUCGGCAUUCUUUAAAGGUUACGUACAAGAUGGCCCAUGCAUCAUCCCAACCAUGUUUGAUCAGCCCCGCCGAAGUCGUCGAAAACCUGACGUACAAUGAGCUCAUACCCGCCGUGGAACAAGGUCUUGGGAAUUUUUCUAAAAGGAACGAAGAAGGAGGGGGAGGAGGAAUAUAUCCACAGAAAACCAGAAUGGACAUUGAAGAGCAUAAUGGGGUUGUGUCGGUCAUGUCUGGUUUCAGUCCUGUUGGUAAUGUCAUUGUAACAAAGAUUAUCAAUCGUUACGUAGACAAUCCUGAGCACAACCUCCCCUUACAUGUCGGAAUGAUCAUUCUGCAUGAUGCCCGGACCGGAGAAUCCAAAGCCGUAAUGGAUGCAGAGCACAUUACUGCUAUGAGAACCGCCGCAGCAUCAGCCGUAGCUACAAAGUACCUGGCGAAGGAUGGCUGGCAGACGUUAGCAAUUCUUGGAGCAGGGUCCCAGGCCGUGUCUCACCUUCAUGCCUUGAAGCAUAUGACGACAAUUAGGGAGGUACGAGUUUGGACAAGAUCCUCUGAGAAAUGCCAGGCUUUUGCCCAAAAGUUUGAUGUAAAAGCAUGUGAAACAGCUCAAGAGGCAGUUACUGGCGCAGAUGUUAUUGUCACAUGCACUUCUUCUAAAACUCCUGUGUUGGAGUCUAGCUGGCUGAAACCGGGUGCUCACAUAAAUUGUGUUGGGGCCUGCCAACCAUGGGCUCAGGAGUUGGGCGUUGAGGUGAUGAAGAAGGCUGUAAUCUACGCAGAUAACACUCCAGGGGCAUAUCAAAAUUCUGGGGACAUCGUCCAUUCCAAGGUGACGGUGUUUGCAGAGAUUGGAGAGGUGAUUAAUGGGACCAAGGAAGCCAAAAGAGAUGAGCUUACGGUCUUCAAAUCUCAAGGAUUGGCUGUUGAAGAUGCUGUAGCAGCAAAAAUCGUCUAUGAUAAAGUGAGCGUUCUAAAGGACAUGAAAUUAUAAUAAAUAAAACCAAUCGAUGGUGAUGUUUCAAGGAUAGGCUUGUAAUCUUCCAAAAAUCAAUUUGCUGAAGACAAGUUGUCAUGAUUAUUCGAACAUUUAUAGGGAAAUUGUGCUGCAUAUAUAAAUUAAAUUUAUAAGGAAAUACAUACAUGUAUUGUAUUUAUUAAACUUUAUUGGUGUAUAUCAAUAUUCUGUUUAUAAACAUAUAAAUCAAUUUACAAUGCAACAUGUAUCAUUUAAUUAGUUUUGAGAUGUGUAUUAUGUCGACUUCUGUUUUUCUAACAAGUCCAUGUUUAUUCAAGGCACUUACUUACGUUUUCUGAUGAGUAUAAUUUUUAGUGGAUUAAUGAAGCAUUGUAUUUAAGAUGAGUGAUUACUAUUACACAUUGGGUUUUAAAAGCAUAAGUUUAACAAAAUUGUUUUUGUUUCUUCUUUUUUUUUCCAGAAGGGAAAAAA